Messenger RNA from Ananas comosus (pineapple), 3329 nucleotides. RefSeq names its product tetratricopeptide repeat protein 27 homolog. The transcript has 20 exons. NCBI's taxonomy places the organism in Eukaryota, Viridiplantae, Streptophyta, Magnoliopsida, Poales, Bromeliaceae. Bases 115 to 2916 code for a protein of 933 amino acids. The record is from RefSeq and is a predicted model, not a curated record. Gene Ontology annotation, molecular function: protein binding.
CAUGCACAAUUAGUCUAAAAAUAUUUAAUACAAUUUUUAAUUUUAGCCCCGGCGAAAGAGCGGUUCUUGUAAAUUCCCAACGCAGAAACCCUACUCGCAAGCUCGAGAGAAAUCAUGGCGAACUCCGAACUGGGCUUCCUCAGGGAGGUGGAGCUCCGCCUCCUCCGCUGCACCUUUCCCGAGAACUCCUCGGCCGCCGCCGCGGCGCCGCCCCCGCCGCCACACCCGCGGAGCUCCCUCCUCCCCCUCGUCGACUCCCUCGUCGCCGCGGUCGAGCGCGGCGACUACGCCGCCGCGCUCUCCUCCGACGCCGCGCGCGCCCCCUUCGCCUUCGCCGAGUCCUGGGAGUCCCGGGACUCGGCGGAGUGCGCCGCCCGGUUCUACGCCGAGGCCGAGCGCAGCGCCGAUGCCUUCUUGCUCGGCGGCGCCGCGGACGCGUGGCUUCAGGUUCUCGACGCCGACGAACAAUCGGAACGAUCCGAAGAACCCGACCUCGGUGCAGAGUACAAGUGCGCGCUCCUACUCUGCCUCGGCGUCGCGGCGAUCCUCGCGUUCACUCAGCAGAACGUGACUGGGCCUACAGGGGAGUUUUCUCCUUUUCCGAUUCCGCUGAAGAAGGAAGGAUGUAGUAGUGGUGGAGGACAAUGGGAUGUGUGGGCUCGGAAUCAGCUUGCUUCUGUUUGCUCCGUGCAGGGGAAAUUCUCGCUGUUACAGUAUAUUGUUUACGCAAAGGCUUUAUUCAGCAAGAUAAAGAAUUUGUCCUUUGAGGGUAAAAAUUCUUGCAGUAGCAGAAGUGUAUCAUGGUGGCUGUUUCGAACUGUUCUCCUCCAGCAAAAGAUUUUGGAUGAGCGUGCAUCUUCUUUAUACGACCUAGUGCAGUCACUUAAGAAUGAAGUAUUGCUUCAAUUUGGCAAAUUGGAAGAGGUUUCUAAUUAUUGGGGAAAUAUGUUACGCGACGGAGAAGGUUUAACGAUUGUAUCAGUCAGUCAAUUAGAAGCAGGGAUGGCAGAGUACCAAUAUGAUCGGGUUGAUUCUUCAAGAAUGCAUCUUAAGCAUGCUGAAGAAGCAUGCAACCUAUGCCUUUCUCUUACUGGGGUUCUUGGCUUUCGGACAGUACACCAGGUGGACGCAAAAGCUCAGCUGGUACUUAUUGCAAAUACAAAUAAGCAAGCUACGGAUGACGCUAGUCGGAUAGAACCCUGUCAAACCCAGAAUGAAGCUCCUGCUUUUGAAGACAAAGAGAGUUAUAUUUCUCACGAAGAGUAUAAUUCCUGUGAGGUAUUAAGAACCCCAAGAUUGCUGGAGAGUGAAAUCGCUGGUGGUAUCAAUGGAAAUACAACUGAAUCCAUUAGCAAUCAUUCAUUAACAGCGAUUCAGCAAGCUGUUGUACUCGCUCAAUGCCUGCCUCUUGGACGAAGUAGUCGUGAUGAUGAACUGUCAAAGUGGGAAAUGGCCCCUUACAUAGAGUCUAUCGAUGCUCAACAUCAAUCUUACCCCACUGUUAAAAGCUUUUGUGAAAUUUUGCGCAUUCGGUGGGAGUCCACUCGCAGUCGCACAAAGGAGCGGGCUUUGUUGAUGAUGACUAACUUGGUUGAGAAUAUUGAUAAAGCCCCUCCUGUUGUUGCCCAAAGGAUUCAGUUGGUUUAUGGAGUUUACUUGCCAACCAUUCCGGCAUUGCGGAAAGAUUAUGGUGAGCUGUUGGUUAGUUGUGGUUUGAUUGGGGAGGCACUCAAAAUUUUUGGAGAUCUUGAAUUGUGGGACAACUUAAUUUAUUGCUACAGACUGCUAGGUAAAAAGGCAGCUGCAGUUGAUCUUAUAAAGGCCAGACUUUCUGAGACACCAAAUGACCCGAGGCUAUGGUGUUCACUUGGUGAUGUGACAAACACUGAUAUCUACUAUAAAAAGGCCUUAGAAGUAUCAAAUAAUAAAUCUGCUCGAGCUUUGCGAUCUCUAGCUCGAAGUGCGUAUGAGAGGCAGGACUAUAAAACAGCUAAAGAUCUUUGGGAAUCUGCACUAGCACUAAAUUCCUUGUAUCCAGAUGGCUGGUUCGCCCUUGGUGCAGCUGCAUUGAAGGACCGUGACAUUGACAAAGCAGUGGAUGCAUUUAGUCAUGCUGUCCAGAUAGAUCCAGAUAAUGGGGAGGCCUGGAACAAUAUUGCUUGUUUGCAUAUGGUCAGAAAGAAGAGUGCGGCAGCUUUUAUUGCUUUCAAGGAAGCCGUAAAAUUCAGGAGAAAUAGUUGGCAAGUUUGGGAUAACUUCAGCCAUGUCGCUCUGGAUAUCGGGAACUUUCGCCAAGCACUUGAAGCAAUUAAAAUGGCACUAGAUAUGUCCUCUAACAAGUGGGUCGAUGUUGCGUUAUUUGAUAGGCUGAUUAGGAAGUUUGAAGAACGAUCAUCUAUUCCUGCUCUAGUUUCAUUUGACACCUAUCAAACAAACUUAGCUGAUCCUUUACCUGGCGAUGCCAAUGAGUCUGAGAACUCUGAAUGUGUCCUUGACAAUCCUCGUGAAUUUGAACACUUAUUAGAUAUGCUUGGGAAUAUUCUAAAGCAGGUUGUUCAAAAUGAUGGUAAUGAAGAUAUAUGGGGCCUAUAUGCAAGGUGGCAUAAAAUCAAAGGCAACCUUACUAUGUGCUCUGAAGCUCUUUUGAGGCAAAUCCGGUCACUCCAGGGUUCAGAGCUGUGGCGUGAUAUUGAUAAGUUCAAAAGGUUUGCUCAGGCUGCUUUAUAUCUUUGCAAGGUUAGCAUGGAAAUAGCUUCCUCAACUGGAAAUCGUUCGGAGUUAGUUACAGCUGAGUUCCGUCUAAGAAGUUAUGUCAAGCAGGCGGUGAACUUCUCGGAAACCGAGGAGUUCAGGAAACUCCAAAGCUGCCUGAAUGAAAUUAAGGAGCGACUUGAUACUACUGCUGAGGACGCUUAGGUGGGAUUAUUUUAAAGCUGAACAUGAACUUCGCUUCACAUUCAAGUGGUCAUUUACAGAAUCAAGGCUGGCCAUCAAAUCUCACUUCACUGUGGCAGUUGCCCGAGGGAUCUGGUUCUUACUAGCUACAGUGUUGGUCUGUAUUUUAUGCCUAAAUUAUAUAGGUGCUAUUUAUACCAUGUCUCGAGUUACUCACCAGUUUUAGAGUUACACAGAACACUUUUUAUGUAAAGCUUCUUUUUAUCUUAGACAGAAAUUUUGUUAUAGGCGAAGGAGUUUUGUUAUUUGUGGUAAAAUUAGGAAUACAUUUAUUAAUUAAUCAGUUUGCUCUUCUGAAGUUAUCAAAAGGUGUAACACAAGCAGAAUUUUGUAACCAAGUUGAGCUAAUUAUAUUUAACAUACUCUAGUCUAUA